AGAUGGAGAUGGAGGCGAAAAUACAGAAAGCGAUCGACUUCAAACUGGAGGGUCACCGAUGCUACAAGGAGAAGAAAUUCCGGGAAGCUAUUGGAAAGUAUCACAGGGCGCUGCUGCAGUUGAAAGGGAUCCAUGUCGUCGAUGGGACCACCGGAUCCGAGGUGAACCUCCUGAACCAAACCGCGGCCAAGCUGACGGAGGAGCAGCGGCGAGCGGUGGAGAGCACCGAGAUCGAAUGCUACGACAGUCUGACAGCGUGCUUGCUGCAGUCGGAGCUGGUGAAUUAUGAGCGGGUUAAGGAGUACUGUUUGAAGGUACUCGUACACCAGCAGGAUCACUUUAAGGCCAUGUACCGUGCUGGGAUUGCCUUCUACCACCUGGGAGACUACGAGUGUGCCCUGCGUUACCUACGCGAUGCCAAGUGCCGUGAACCCACAGACACAAACGUGCUGCGAUACAUCCAGCUGACCGAGAUGAAGAUGAGUAAGACCGGUCAGCAGGUGCGUGAGAGUGGGAAAGAGUCAUUGGGUUAAUUCGGCCCGACCCCCCCCCCCCCCACGCCC
Sinocyclocheilus grahami is the source of this 563-nucleotide messenger RNA. RefSeq names its product tetratricopeptide repeat protein 9B. The record is from RefSeq and is a predicted model, not a curated record. The transcript is spliced from 3 exons. Bases 3 to 533 code for a protein of 176 amino acids. Gene Ontology annotation, molecular function: protein binding. Lineage: Eukaryota; Metazoa; Chordata; Actinopteri; Cypriniformes; Cyprinidae.